Molecule: messenger RNA, 410 nt
Organism: Sphaeroforma arctica JP610
Lineage: Eukaryota; Ichthyosporea; Ichthyophonida
Exons: 2
Coding region: 1-360 (119 amino acids)
Source: RefSeq, a predicted model, not a curated record
AUGUAUGCACCCGUUCCGAAACACCUACGUUGGUCAGUUCAUAAGCUAAUGAUGACCAAAUUCCCUAGACAUCUGGAAUACCUGAAGAAGGUGAUUCCAGGUAAAUUACCUAUUGCUAAAGAAACCGUAUACCGGAGAACUGAACGAUUCAUGAGUCAAACAAUGAAGAUUUUGGCCACAUAUUACCCAAUCCCUCAAGCCGGACGUGGUCGAGCUGCGGUGCUCAAUCUCCAACAGCACGGUAUCACGGGAGAACGUCGGAAUGCGUUGCUGGAAUGGGUUGAAGGCAGUGAGAUGUUCAACAACUUGGAGGAUAUGCUGCCGGAUACUAUAGUGCCCGCCAUAGUAUUGACAAUGUAAAUUUCGUAUUUCAGUAGGAUUACACGCGCUCGUAUUAAAAAGGAACUGGA